Molecule: messenger RNA, 921 nt
Organism: Centruroides sculpturatus (bark scorpion)
Lineage: Eukaryota; Metazoa; Arthropoda; Arachnida; Scorpiones; Buthidae
Exons: 6
Coding region: 364-825 (153 amino acids)
Source: RefSeq, a predicted model, not a curated record
CGCCAAUUUUCAUCAUUCUCGGCGGUGAUUUGUUUCUGACGGGGCGCUAAAAAUGUGCCGACUCUGGUCACGAAUACUUUUCUUCCUUUUUGUAAAAGCUCGAAGUUAAUAAGGCACUCGUAGAGCACGAAAAAAGUUACCCUGUCGGCUACCCUUGAGCCGCGUAAUUUCACUGUCAAUGUGUCUGUUUAAUGCUUAUGAAAUCAACCAAUUCGGUAGUCCAUAGAGCAACAGAUUGGAGAAAAAAUAAUGAAGUAGAAGAGUUUCAGAAAAUAGCAAGAUAUCCUUUGAAACGAGAUUGAUUAAUGUAUCAUUAAGCCUAAUUGGCUGCAUUAGAAAAUCGAUAUUGUACCAGAUAUAAAAAUGUACUGUACAUUACUUACAUCAGAAUACAGUUCCAGAUUGAGCCCUAUUAAAAGAAAUAGAAACAUGCAAAACAUACUUCAAAUUGCUAAUUCUCCAGGAGUGAUUUAUACAGUUAUAAGUCUAUUAUGUUUCCUCGUAAUUAUAUACACAAAAAGCACUGUGUGUGAUUGGAUGAUGAAUUUCAAGGAGUUUAAUAUGAGAAGCCAACUGAAUGCUUAUUUAAAACUUUUAUCGAAAUUAAAAGCAAGAAAAAUUGGAAUGGACAUGAUAAUAGAUGAAACUUACGAUUACAAGUCAUCGAAAGGAUAUAUUACAAUGAACCUGAUUUUCAUGAAAUGGGUAUUUGUAUUUGAUCCGAAAUUUAUGAAAACGUUAUUGGAAGACGAUGAAAACAUUGAUAGACCUAUAAUGAAGCAUGCUGAUAAAGGUAUAAUGACAGAUUCAUUACUAAUCAGGUAGGUAGAAUUUUAAAAUGAUUUUUUAUAUUGAAUUACUAAUACAGUUCUUCUUAGAUAAAAACUACAGCUUAUUUAAAUAUGUGAUUGCUUUAAUUAA